Molecule: messenger RNA, 1106 nt
Organism: Silurus meridionalis
Lineage: Eukaryota; Metazoa; Chordata; Actinopteri; Siluriformes; Siluridae
Gene: tslig2
Product: chromosome 3 C2orf49 homolog
Exons: 4
Coding region: 91-762 (223 amino acids)
Biological process (GO): embryonic morphogenesis
Cellular component (GO): tRNA-splicing ligase complex
Source: RefSeq, a predicted model, not a curated record
GGCCAGUAGGAGGCGCACGCCAAAUCCAUGGCUAAUAAUCAUAAAAGCAAAAAAUAAGGCGCCACUUCCGCGUUUCACCGGAAGGGGAACAUGGCUUUCUGCAGCAAUAGACGGGGGCAGAAAAUGAAGAAUUCUGGUGGAGACGCUUCAGAAACCGACCUGUUGCUUCAUCCGGAACUUCUAUCUCGGGAUUUCCUCAAACUUGUUUUACACGAGAAAAAGAUAAAGACAGAUGACAGUGGAGGCCCUGACCACCUCACUGAGUUGUAUAUCCAGCAUGUUAUCCCACUCCCACAGAGAGAACUCCCCAAUACCAGGUGGGGUAGAAGAGUGGAGAAGACAAGUCCACACCGGAGCUUGACCACAGCACACAGCUCAAGCGUAGAUAGUGGCAGGAAGCGGCACAUGAUCGUGUUUGAUGGCAGCUCCACCAAAACUGGCAGCAUUAAACUAAAGAGAACAGAUGAUUUACCAGCUACAGAUCGCUUAAAGUCCCCACCUUCCAGCAUCAAACUCAGUAACCCUAUACGUAAACUCUCCAGCUCCUCCUCAAACUCGCCUUCCUCCCAGGCUUCAGCAGGAGGUUCCAGGAGCCCUACAGGAAACGGCAGCCUGAAUAGUCCCUCAGCUCCAUCUUCAGUGCAGUCCAACUGCAUGAGCACAAAGCUAAAGCGAGGCGCAACAAGCUCAGGAGGGCCCGAAAGUCCUGAGCUGAAGUCACCUGAAGUGAAAAAGAAGAUUCAGCAUGUCACAUGGCCAUGAUUUCUGUCCACCUAUCAGAAGUACUAACAGAAAGAAGUGCCUUUCAGUGAUUUCUGAUGGGCCAUGUGUCCCGUGGCAUAAGAGGCCAUAACAGGGAUAAUGAGUUCGUGCAUCUAAAAAUUAGAUGUCCACUGCCUCACGUGCUCACUGAGAUCUUCAUGGAUGUGCCAACAGACUUUCCUCAUGAGCAUCUUUUGACCAGUGUUGUACGUGAGAUUCUAAAAGACAAGGAGGAUGGAUUUCGCUUUUUGAACACUGUAAAAAUAUUCUUUUUACUUGAAUAAAUAAUGUUCUGUCAUCACAUCUUUCUAAUUGUACAACAAAUGAAAUUCUGUCUAUAAUAA